CGACCAGAGUAGUCUGCAGAAGAGCAAGGCCCAAUCAAAGUGAGAGUCACAAUUUAAAACAAUCACCAACCCCAACACUUCCUCCCAUCAAAUUUCCCAACUACCCAAACAUCAUCAACCAUGUCUACCACCAUCACCACCGCUACCGCCACCGUCAAACCAUCAACUCCAGCAACACCACCGCUCCCACAGCUAAUCCCGUCCCUCCCAGACGACGUGGCUUUAAACAUCAUAGCUCGAAUCCCACGAUGCCAUCACCCAACGCUUUCAUUAGUCUCAAAAUCAAUGAAAUCUCUCAUCUCUUCCCCUCUGCUUUACUCCGCUCGAUCCCUCCUCAAAUCUUCGGAGCAUUUCCUCUACAUCACUCUCCGCCUCCACACCAGCCAUUUUCUACGCUUCUACUCACUCUACCAAAAUCCCUCGAACCCAAUAAAUCCCAAAUAUUCCCUCAUCCCUCUCCCUCUUAUUCCGUCCCCUUCCCUUGUUGGCUCCGCGUUCGCCGCCCUCGACCACAAAAUCUACGUCCUCGGCGGCUCCAUAAAAGACAUCCCUUCUUCACAAGUGUGGUCGCUUGACUGCCGGACCCACACCUGGGAACUAGCUCCGAACAUGCAUGUUUCCCGUGAGUUUGCCGCCGCCGGAGUCGUUGACGACAAAAUUUUUGUCAUCGGUGGCUGCGUGGUUGAUAAUUGGGCUCGGUCAACGAACUGGGCUGAAGCUUAUGAUGCCAAAACGGGGAAAUGGAACUCCGUUCCAAGUCCGAUCCAAAUCCGGGAUAAAUGGAUGCAUGCCAGCGCGGUUAUUGAUGGGAAAGUUUACGCGAUGGCAGAUAGAAAUGGGGUUUGCUAUGAAGUCGGAAGUGGGAGUUGGGGAACUGUGGAGAGUGAUUUGGAUAAUGGGUGGAGAGGGAGAGCGUGCGUGAUCGAUGGGGUUUUGUUUUGUUAUGAUUAUUUGGGGAAUAUAAGAGGGUAUGAUGUGAAAGAAGGCAUGUGGAAGGAGUUAAAAGGGUUGAAGAAAGGAUUGCCGAGGUUUUUAUGCGGUGCUACAAUGGCGAAUUUGGGAGGGAAGUUGAUGGUGGUUUGGGAAUCAAAAAAUGGGAAUGGGAAAGAAAUGGAGAUCCGAUGCGCGGAGAUUGAGGUGAGGAAGGAUGAAAGAGGGGAAUUGUGGGGGAACAUUGAGUGGUCUGAUGUUGUUCUUUUGGUUCCUAGAGAAGCUUCCAUUAUGCAUUGUUUGGCAGUUGCGUUGUGAGAUUGGAUGCAGGAGGAAUGCUUCGUGCCAGAAGCAGCAAGAUUCUGAUUGAGCCCCAUGACAUUAAGCUGUUAACUCCAUGGAAUGCCAUUGCAGCAAUCUCAUGGACAUGGGAAAUUAUUUCUCAUUUCAUCUCAGGUUACUCUGCAGAAAGCUAUUUACAGUUUGGAAAUAACAGUUAUUAUCCCAGUCUCUGUCUGAGCCAUUCAAAAUAAAGGAGUUAAGUAUUCCUCCUGUGUGUCUGUUGCACAUGUAACUAGUGAUUUCCUUGUUAUCAUUGUUCCAUGCCAACUUAUAUGCCUUGCAUUGCAUGUGUUAAAAUCUAAGAAGUUGUAAACGUUUGUCUAUAAAUGCAUUGAUGAAGGUUGGGACUUAUUUUAAACA
Molecule: messenger RNA, 1632 nt
Organism: Durio zibethinus
Lineage: Eukaryota; Viridiplantae; Streptophyta; Magnoliopsida; Malvales; Malvaceae
Gene: SKIP6
Product: SKP1 interacting partner 6
Molecular function (GO): protein binding
Source: RefSeq, a predicted model, not a curated record